AUGUCAUUAGGUACGGGUAUCGAAGUCAACCUCGGAGCAGCUCAGUGUUUUGGCCAAAAGUCCAAGAACACUGACGAGUACUCCGACAGCUAUGCCGGCUGUUGCGUUGUGCUUAGACCUGAUGACAACGGGGCAGCUGAGGGUAUCGUGGCAGACGUUGUGGCCGACGCCGAGGUAGUCGGAGGAGAAGAUGUCGUGGUUGCGGUGGUGGAUGUUGAUGAUGACGAUGACGAGGUCGAGGAGCUAGCCGACGCAGUGAUGGUUGACAAGCCGCCGGAAGUCCAAGUCACUGGGUUCUGGGUUACAAUUUUAGCUACUGAAAAGACGGCAGAAAGGUAUUGCACGUCGCUGCAAAAAUCGUUCUCCCAGGAUACAUCGACGCCCUCGAGCUAG
Molecule: messenger RNA, 393 nt
Organism: Talaromyces atroroseus
Lineage: Eukaryota; Fungi; Ascomycota; Eurotiomycetes; Eurotiales; Trichocomaceae
Exons: 2
Coding region: 1-393 (130 amino acids)
Source: RefSeq, a predicted model, not a curated record